Messenger RNA from Cryptomeria japonica (Japanese cedar), 1270 nucleotides. Its product is annotated as small ribosomal subunit protein eS6. The transcript has 8 exons. Gene Ontology annotation, molecular function: structural constituent of ribosome. The coding region runs from base 252 to 1007 and encodes 251 amino acids. Gene Ontology annotation, biological process: translation. Gene Ontology annotation, cellular component: ribosome. NCBI's taxonomy places the organism in Eukaryota, Viridiplantae, Streptophyta, Pinopsida, Cupressales, Cupressaceae. The record is from RefSeq and is a predicted model, not a curated record.
AAUAGAUUUAGAUUGUUGGAUUGAAAAGAGGAUUUAGGUUAACCUUGGAAGUUUGUAUUGAAGCUAAAAAAAAUGCUUUGGUAGGGUUUCGCUAUUUUUUCCUGCGGACUUUUUUUCAUCGGCAUAGUUGAUCGCAUAAUACAAUCUGUGUAGAAUUUUGAGCUUUUUUCUCAGUUGAAGUCUUUUGUGGGCAGAGGAGAGAACUUGGAUUGUUAGAGAGGCAACGCGCAUAUCAAAUCAACUCAGCAAAUAUGAAGUUCAAUAUAGCAAAUCCCACCACUGGAUGCCAGAAAAAGCUCGAGAUAGAUGAUGACCAAAAGCUGCGUGCCUUUUUUGACAAGAGGCUUUCACAGGAGGUCAUGGGUGAUUCCCUGGGAGAUGAGUUCAAGGGAUAUGUCUUCAAGAUUAUGGGAGGCUGCGAUAAGCAGGGUUUCCCAAUGAAACAGGGGGUUCUUACUCCAGGCCGUGUCCGGCUCCUCAUGCACCGAGGCACCCCCUGCUUUCGUGGAUAUGGAAGGCGUGAUGGAGAACGCAGGCGUAAAUCUGUUCGAGGCUGCAUUGUCAGCCCUGACCUUUCUGUCUUGAAUUUGGUCAUCGUGAAAAAGGGAGAAAAUGAUCUUCCAGGACUCACUGACACGGAAAAGCCAAGAAUGCGAGGGCCCAAGAGGGCUUCAAAGAUUAGAAAAUUGUUCAAUCUUUCCAAGGAGGAUGAUGUCAGAAAGUAUGUUAACACAUACCGCCGAACUUUUACAUCUAAAUCAGGUAAGAAACGGAGCAAGGCUCCAAAGAUUCAGAGGCUUGUAACACCAUUGACUUUGCAAAGGAAGCGCGGCAGAAUAGCUGAGAAGAAAAAGCGAAUUGCCAAGGCCACGUCUGAGGCAGCUGAAUAUCAAAAGCUACUCGCUUCAAGGUUGAAAGAACAACGUGAACGCAGAAGUGAGAGCUUGGCCAAGAAGAGAGUAGCAUCCCGCCUUUCUGCUGGAUCUAAACCAUCAAUUGCCGCAUAAUAGUUUUGUCGGUUUCUUAAUGUUGUUGAGGCUAUAGUUAUAAAAGGCAUUGCAGACUAAAUGCAAUGGCAAAUUGUGGGCAGAGGCAAGCAGUAGAACUUUAGUUGUUGGCUACUCUUAGUAAACAUUGGUUUUGGUGUGACGAUGAAAGCUCCGUGUUGAGAGUAUUUAUAGAAAUUGUUGUCAUGAAAAACACAUUUUCUUGCAAUUAUUGUGUUGCAUUAAAGAAAAAUUCUGUAGUUAUUAUAUUUAUCUUUGUUUUA